Molecule: messenger RNA, 1530 nt
Organism: Dibothriocephalus latus
Lineage: Eukaryota; Metazoa; Platyhelminthes; Cestoda; Diphyllobothriidea; Diphyllobothriidae
Source: the annotation of a GenBank genome assembly
AUGCGCCUCAGUGCUAGGGACAGCGUGCUGGACGAUAGAACCCGAAUGUCCACAGAAUCGGUGGCUGAGAGCACUGUGCAGCAGCGCCGAUCUCAAAUGCAAAUGUCAGCCAUCACGCCUGCCAGCUCGACUACUGACUGGGAUUUCGAGGUGGAGAACGUUCGGGCAGCUCAUCAGUUGGAGCCUAUGCAUAUCUUGAAAGAUCGUCGCAUCCAACGCAUCCUCACCAAAGACAUUCCUCAAUUCUUUGCCCUCGUAACUCGUUUCCGUCAGGAGAUCGCGUUGAUUGGCCCCGAAGGUGGCAUUCUCAGUUCCACAGUGGCACCCAAGGUGCAGGCUGUCUUCCCUGAGGGGGCCCUUCAGAAAAAAAUAAAAGUCGGUCUUCAGGCGCAAGUAGUUCCGCAGGAUAUCAUAGACAAAACUGUCGGCAAUCGGAUUGCCUUUUCACCCAUUGUUACAAUUGAACCACGACGCAGGAAGUUCCACAAGCCCAUAACCGUCACCAUACCUCUCCCACGACAACCCUCGAAAGGCGAGUCGGAAAAACAUGUUCCCUCGAGCUUGCGCCUUCUGUGCUCCAUCGUGGCAGGGACUGUGCCGGCAGUCUGGGAAGACGUGACUGGUUCCACGACCCUCACAAGACAAAAAGACUGUGCUUCCUUUACAACUACGGUAUCGGCAAGGUAUGUAUGCUCUUGCCCCACUACAUGUUCCUCGGUUCGGUGUACCAGCGCUUGCAAAAUCGCGAAAUCAAUCGAUAUUUUUUCUGUCUUACCCCCCAUAAGAUUGUGGUUGGUCGACGCGCCCGGUGUCCCCGAUGUCACAGAGGUGGCUAGCCGAGUCUAUCAAGAGAGCAUCUUGCCGCCCUACAUGGGUCAAUUUGCAGUCUAUGGACGGCUGCCCGAAGACAGGAUAGCCCUAGAGGCACAAGAAGCGACGUCCAAGUUGCACCGACCAAAGGUUCUAAACCCAGCGGAUGCGGAACUACGAUGCGUCUGUCUCAUUGACGACGCUCCGGAGAAGACUCUGGAAAAUCAGGAGAAAUUCCAGCUGAUCGCCGUUGGCCCCUAUGUUGAGGUAAAUUGGCAACCGGCCGGCAGUACAGCUCCACCCGUCGGAAGACUCGCCGUUCUUCGAGAACCCAAGGGAGCCUACCUGAGCCCAGAAGGUCCACAGGUGCGAAAACCCAUUACCACCCUGGAACUACGCAUGCCUGGCGACCAGAGCAUACAGUGGCCCGAAGCUGACGAACUGGAAAAGGCCCAAUCGAUGUUGGAUGUCCCCAAGAUCUCCGCCGCGGUCGGUAAGGAUUGGAUUUCGUUAGCACAGACCCUCGGUAUGACGCCCGAGGACAUUGACAUGCUGGCUAAAGAGCCGCUGACGGGUGAACAGACCGGGCCGGAGGCUGACAGAGAACGCUGUGAGCACAUGUUGUCGUUGUGGCAGCAGAGGUCAGCGGCCGCGAGCACACCCACCAGAGAGAAUAUGGGUAAGUGUGGGGGCUCCUCCCUCCUUCCUCCACCCUCCUAG